Messenger RNA from Oryzias latipes (Japanese medaka), 2734 nucleotides. RefSeq names its product solute carrier family 25 member 44b (gene slc25a44b). Gene Ontology annotation, cellular component: mitochondrion. Gene Ontology annotation, molecular function: branched-chain amino acid transmembrane transporter activity. NCBI's taxonomy places the organism in Eukaryota, Metazoa, Chordata, Actinopteri, Beloniformes, Adrianichthyidae. The record is from RefSeq and is a predicted model, not a curated record. Gene Ontology annotation, biological process: branched-chain amino acid catabolic process; branched-chain amino acid transport.
GAAGAAGAAAGGCGGGACCCGAUUGGCUGACUGUAGAGCAUGGCGUUUGAAUGAGACCAGGAAGAAGAGGAAGCUAGGAGGUUAUAGCUUCGUAGGCAGCGACGUGCAAUCAGGGUUCACAGAUGCCAAUAAACAUGAGCUGACCUGCCCAAAAUACGUCGAUGAUAUGACAGAGAGGUAGAAUGCAAGCUGUCUAAAGAGGCAGGUCUCAGUUUGAUGUUCAGGCCCCUUAAGCUGAAAGGAUGCAGCAGAAAAGAAAUAUCCAGAUCAUCGAGUGGGAGGACCUGGACAAAAGGAAAUUCUACUCCUUUGGGCUGUUCAUGACGAUGACCAUUCGGGCCACCGUCUACCCGGCCACCCUGAUCCGCACCCGGCUGCAGGUGCAAAGAGGGAAAUCCCUCUACAGCGGCACGUUCGACGCCUUCUUCAAGAUCCUUCGGGCGGAGGGCGUGCGGGGCCUGUAUCGAGGCUUCAUGGUCAACACCUUCACGCUCAUCUCAGGACAGGCGUACAUAACCACCUAUGAGCUGGUGCGGAAGUACGUCUCCCAAUAUUCUGAUGACAACACCGUCAAGUCGCUGGUGGCGGGGGGCUCGGCCUCUCUGGUUGCUCAGAGCAUCACCGUGCCGAUAGAUGUGGUGUCCCAGCAGCUCAUGAUGCAGGGUCAGGGGCAACACCUCACCCGCUUUCGGCUGACUUCCAACUCAGAGACUGGAAAGCCGAAGAAGGUCUUUGGCCAAACAAGGAACAUUAUGGCUCAGAUCUUUGCUACUGAUGGCCUGCCUGGCUUCUACAGGGGAUACGUGGCCUCACUACUCACUUACAUCCCAAACAGCGCCGUCUGGUGGCCUUUCUAUCACUUCUACGCUGAGCAGCUCUCUAAACUGGCCCCCAGUGACUGCCCUCAUCUGCUCCUUCAAGCCAUGGCGGGACCUUUAGCCGCAGCUACCGCUUCAACCGUCACCAACCCCAUGGAUGUGGUCCGAGCGAGAGUGCAGGUUGAAGGCAGGACCUCCGUCGUCGAGACGUUCAAGCAGUUGAUCCAAGAGGAGGGCUGCUGGGGUUUGACCAAAGGACUGUCCGCACGCAUCAUUUCCUCCACGCCCACCGCCAUCGUCAUGGUCGUCGGCUACGAGACGCUGAAGAAGCUGAGUUUGCGGCCCGAGCUGGUUGAUUCGAGGCACUGGUAACAGACCGGUCCGCCGAGGAAUCGUGUGCCAUUUUCCAGGUGGGACUUUAAAGGGCCGAUGGAUGGUUCGGUUCUACAGCGAAACCGUGCGGGAACAGAACCAAACGAAAUGGGUUUUUGUUUUUUGUUCAACAGUUUUCUCCUCAGUUGAAUCAUUUGCUGGUUUAUGUGAAGCUGCUCAGCAGCGCGUGGUGCAAAAACAAAAACGCAACUAAGUGAAAUAUUUCACUGAAGUGACACCGAAAAUAUGAAAGCAAAAAUCCUCAUUCAUUUUUGUUUAUUUGAGCGUUUUUGCACUGCAGACAAGGGGACAUGUGUAACUUGUUUGUGUGACUCGUGCGGUUACCGUAGUAACCUGCCUUUUCUGAUCUUUAGCCAAAACCGAGGCUAUGUCCGAAUUCCCUCACUACUCCUAAAAUCUAUACGGUGUGGGACAAUCUAGUGCCCUGGAUUUUAAAAGCCAUUCAGACCCCAUACUCACUACUAACGACGUCACCGAUUCCCAAAGUAAAAAUCUAAUAAAUACGAAGAUUACAAAGACUAUUUAUGAGAAUCCUCUGUUUUCUGAUGAUGAAAACCUGGAUUAAAAAAAACAAAAAAAACGAUUAAAUACUUUGUUUUCCCACAUGAAAAGCGCAAUGCAUUGUGGUCUAUGAUUGCCAAUUUAGAGAGCAUUGAUGCAAACUGUUUUUUCGCAGAGACUUCUGGGAAAUUUCUAGGGCACUGUAUUUUGGAAUUGCAGAUACAGACAUCCCAAAAACACAGCGGAUGCCCUAAAUAGUGCACUAAAGUAGUGAAGAAUUCGGCUACAACCCCAGAGAUGUUUGGGGUGAGUCAAGAUCAGCAGUAAAUAUUCACUUAUGUGAAAGAAUAUUCACCAAGCCCAUGCUUUUUAUGAGCCGUGUUUGAGGCUGCAAGAGUGAAAAACGGAGCUGGAAAAACAGGACUUUUGGAUUUUGUUCUGAUUAAAAAGCGAAGCUUAACAGUGAGAGAUUUAACUGUUUCUGGUUCUUUACUUGUCGUCUCAUCAUUGAUGCAGGAAAAUUCCAAGUAUUCGGAUCUGUUUGCAUUUGCUUUUUGUUUGGAAAUGCUAAGUGCACACUAGAGGGCAGUAAGCCCCCCCCCCCCUGUACAGUUCUUAUUAAAGUGCAAUAAUGAGGUUUUUGUCGUUUUCCACACAAAAUGUGACUCUCGUUAUGCGUGACGUGUCUCAAAAGGAACUCCCUUUGUGUAAUUUAUUUGUUUUUGGUCUGCGAUUGUGAUUCUUUUGACGAACCACAGAAGUGUUUAAAGAUCAGUGUCAUUUUAAUGCUUUUCCCCUCAUUUUAAAGCAACACAAAAAUUGUUUGUUUUUUACAGUCUGUGAUCAAUUUUAGCCCAAAAGACAUUCAUAGAAGUGAAUCUAUUUUUACAGAGGAACUUGGAUGCCACUUCUUGCAUUGCAGUUUGUUGUGGACCACAACCAUCAGAGGCAGAAUUGGUUUCUUUUCAUUUCUGUUAGUGUCUCUUUGGACAUUUUGGUCAAUAAAGAAAAACAAAAAAAAA